Clunio marinus is the source of this 198-nucleotide messenger RNA. Lineage: Eukaryota; Metazoa; Arthropoda; Insecta; Diptera; Chironomidae. The record is from the annotation of a GenBank genome assembly.
AUGACGCGUAGAAUUCUCUUCUGUUGUUCUUUUCCUGUAGAUUUCAUUUCAUUCCUCCCACCAGCUAGGGAUUAUACCAAACGUUUGAAGAGAUGGAAGCAAGCAAUAACAGCAAAACAAAACAAAAAAUAUGUUAAGCUUCUUCAACCUGAAAUAUUUCCAUUUCCACUUGUAGAUGUGUAUAACAAAGCUUUUUGA